This is a messenger RNA of Micropterus salmoides (largemouth bass), 5654 nucleotides long. Its product is annotated as NACHT, LRR and PYD domains-containing protein 3-like. The transcript is spliced from 9 exons. Gene Ontology annotation, molecular function: protein binding. Bases 153 to 3719 code for a protein of 1188 amino acids. Lineage: Eukaryota; Metazoa; Chordata; Actinopteri; Centrarchiformes; Centrarchidae. The record is from RefSeq and is a predicted model, not a curated record.
AGUGCAUGCAGAUAUCUUCUAAAAUGUGUCUUACAAAGUAAUUUUAGAUAUCUAUCAUCAAUAGAUAUCUUGCAAUUAUAAGAUGGGGCAUAAUUCAUCUUGAAUCUUGAGUCUUUUGUGUAAAAAAUUGACUGCUGUUUUUAUCAGUCACAAUGACCUCACUUAAGGAGACACUCUGGAUAACCAUGGAGGACCUGAUGGAGGAGGAAUUCAAGCAGCUGAAAUGGCUCCUCCAGCAGGCGGACAUCAUGCACACUCUCAUCCCACAUCUCGAAGACUACCCAGCCAUCCCUGUGAGCCGGCUGGAGAAGGCAGACAGGCAGGACACCGUUGUUCAGAUCAUUCAGAUCUAUGGCCCUUAUGGAGCUCUGGAGGUGACCAGAAAGGUUUUAAUGAAGAUCAACAGAAAUGAUCUGGUGCAGCGAUUACCAAACAUCACCUCAGCACCAAAAGAUGUUGGUGAUGUGGGGAGUUCAGAAAACAGAGAAUCUUCCCCAAUUAAAUCACAAGCCAUGUCUCCUCAACUUUUCCCUACAGACAGUCAAAGUGAAGAUUUCAUGGUGCCAAUACCAAAGCCUGCACAGCCAAUCACAUCAUACCAACAAAUGCUCCAAUCCAAUCUUCAGAAUCGGUUUGUGUGUGUACAAGAAGGACUAUCAGAAAUGGAGGAUAAAAAACUUCUGGAUGAUAUUUAUACAGAGCUCUACAUCACAGACGGAGGCGACAUGCAAAUUAACAGGCAACACGAGGUCAUGCAGAUCGAGAGGGCAUCAAGAAAUCUAGCAGCAACCGAGGUAUCAGUCAAACCCAGCGAUAUCUUCAAACACCAUUCUGGAAAAUACAGACCCAUAAGGACCGUGCUGACCAAUGGGAUUGCAGGAAUUGGGAAAACAUUUCUUGUGCACAAGUUCAUCCUCGACUGGGCUGAAGGAAGAGCCAAUCAAGAUGUGCAUCUCAUAUUCCCCUUCACCUUCCGCCAGCUGAAUUUACUGAAGGGAAAAAGGUUUUCUCUCGCCAAGCUAAUUCAUAAAUGUAUCAUGGAAACCAAGGAGAUCACAGAGGAGGCUCUUAAUUACAUUUUCACAGCACUACAGAUGUCAGGAAACACCAACUAUGACAAGAGUAAAGUUAAACUUCUCUUUGUGUUGGAUGGACUAGAUGAGAAACGCCUUCAACUAGACUUCACUGCCAAAGAAAAAAACACCAUUGAUGUGACAAAGUCGGCUAGGGUAGAAGGACUGCUGACGAACCUCAUUAAGGGGACUCUGCUUCCCUCUGCUCGUCUCUGGAUAACUACACGACCUGCAGCAGCCAGUCAGAUCUUUCUAGAAUUUGUUGACAUGGUGUCAGAGGUGAGAGGGUUCAAUGACCCACAGAAGGAGCUUUAUUUCACCAAAAGAUUCAGUCAUGACGAGCAGGCUGCUAGCAGAAUCCUCUCCCACAUCAAGACAUCACAAAGCCUCCACAUCAUGUGCCACAUACCAAUCUUCUGUUUGAUCACUGCGACCGUUCUGGAAGAUGUGUUGAAAAGCAGUGAGAGAGGAGAGCUUCCCAAGACUCUGACCGAGAUGUACACAUACUUCCUGGUGGUUCAGAUGAGGCAGACAAAAGAGAAGUAUGGCACAAAAAAGAGCAUCCAGUAUAUUCAGUCACUUGCAAAACUGGCUUUUAACCAGCUGGAGAAGAGAAACCUGAUUUUCUAUGAGGAAGACCUAAAAGAGAGUGGGAUUUAUCUCAAUGAAGCAUCUGUGUACUCUGGGGUGUUCACACAGAUCUUUAGAAAGGAGAGCUGGAGGAAGAAGGACAAGGAUAAGGGCAGACUGUUCAGUUUUGUCCAUCUGAGCAUUCAGGAGUUUCUGGCUGCUUUUCAUGUGGCGCUGUCGCUCAUUAACAGCAACAAGAAUGUGAUGGCUGAAUCCCAACCAACGUUUAAAAGUCUGGGGAUGCUUCUCAGCAAAACAUCUGUAACAGAGGUCCAUAGGAUUGCUAUCGACAAGGCCUUAGAGAGUCCAGAUGGACACCUGGACUUGUUUCUCCGUUUCCUGUUGGGUCUUUCAUUGCAGAGCAAUCAAGAUCUCCUGGCAGACCUACUAAAACAGAGAAGAAUUAUCUCAAACAGCAAUCAGGAAACAAGCACGUACAUCAAGGAGAAGAUCAAGAACAAUCCCUCUCCAGAGAGAAGCAUCAACCUCUUUCACUGUCUGAAUGAGCUGAAUGAUCAUUCUCUGCUGGAGGAGAUCCAACAGUACCUGAGUUCAGGAUGUAUCGCCAAAAGAUAUCUCUCUCCUGCUCAGUGGUCAGCUCUGGUCUUCAUCUUAAGGUCGUCAGAAAAACAGCAUGAUGUGUUUGACUUAAAGAAAUACUGUGCCACAGAGGAGGGCCUUCUAAGGCUGCUGCCAGUGUUUCAAGCCUCCAGUACAUAUCUGCUGAGUGGCUGUAAUCUGUCAGACAGAGGCUUUAAAGCCAUCGCCUCAGUUCUCAGCUCCCAUCAAUCUAAUUUGAGAGAGCUGGACCUGAGCAGCAACAACCCUAAUGAUGCAGGAAUGAAACUGCUCUCUGCUGGACUAGAGAAUCCCCACUGUAGACUGGAAUCCCUCAGGUUGAGUGACUGUAACCUCGCAGAGAGAAGCUGUGAAGCUCUGGCCUCAGUCCUCAGCUCCAAGACCUCUAAUCUUCGUGAGCUGGACCUGAGUAACAACGACCUGCAGGACUCAGGAGUGAAGCUGCUCUCUGCUGGACUUGGCAGUCUACACUGUACACUGGAGUCUCUCAGGCUGAAUUUGUGCAAGCUGUCAUGGAUGAGCUGUGAAGCACUGGCCUCAUCUCUUAGUUCACAGUCAUCUUGUCUGAAACAACUGGACCUGAGUAACAACGACUUGCAGGAUUCAGGAGUGAAGGCUCUCUCUGCUGGACUGGAGAGUCCACAAUGUAGACUGGAAACCCUCAGGCUGUCAGGCUGUCUGGUCACAGAACAGGGCUGUUCUUUUCUGGCCUCAGCUCUGAGCUCCAACCCCUCACAUCUGCGAGAGCUGGACCUGAGCUACAAUCAUCCAGGAGACUCAGGAGUGAUGCUGCUCUCAGCAGGACUGAAGGAUCCAAACUGGAGACUGGAUACUCUCAGGGUGGACCCCAGUGGAGUGCGCUGGUUGAAAUCUGGCCUGAAGAAGUAUUCCUGUGAACUCACACUGGACCCAAACACAGCACACCGAGACCUCAUUCUGUCUGAUGAAAACAGAAAAGUGACACGGGCGAGCGAGGAGCAGCCAUAUCCAGAUCACCCUGAGCGAUUUGAUGACUGGUUCCAGCUACUGUGCAGAGAGGGUUUGAGUGGUCGCUGUUACUGGGAAGUAGAGUGGGAUGGAAAGACUUGGGUUGCAGUGACUUACAGAGGAAUCAGUAGACGCGGAGAAGCUGUUGACUUCUGUCUUGGAUGGAAUGAAAAGUCCUGGAGUCUAGAGUGCACUGAUGACGGAUACUAUACUUGUCACAAUAAAAUUCUAACAGAAAUAUAUUUCCACCCCCUUGACUCUACCAGAGUAGCGGUGUAUCUGGACUGGCCUGCCGGCACGCUGUCCUUUUACAGAGUUUCCUCGGACACAUUGACACACCUCUACACCUUCUACUCCAGAUUCACUGAACCCGUCUACCCUGGGUUCUGGAUUGGGUUAAACUGCUCAAUAACCCUGUGUCAGAUGGGGGAGGGAGAUCCAAACACUUAAACUGCUGACUAUAGACAGCUGCUUUAAGGAAUAGUUUGACAUUUUGGAAAAUAUUCGCUUUCUUGCAGAGUGUUAGAAAUGAAGACUGGACUCUAUGACUAGCUGACAGUUAGCUUAACUUAGCACAAAGGCUGGAAACAGGGGGAAACAGCUGGACUGGGUCCUUCCAAAGGUAACUUAAUCCACCUGCCAGCUUCACAUAAUAAAUAAAUAUGUAAGAAGAUCUGUAUUAGUGCUACAUUUUCCAUGCAAUGAGACUGUGCAAUGUCACACAAGCAUAUGUCUAAAUGUGCACACACGGUUUUUCUAAGACAAGCAAGGUGUGAUAUCGUGAUGGGGAACUGAAAAGGUAAGGGUAGCAUUGUUGUUAUAGGUUGUAUUGUAUGGUUAGGUUUAGAUCAAGGUUUGGGUUAAAAUAAUUAGGUCAACGUUGACUUUUUGUUUUACACGGGGCAGCAGCUUUCUGGUUUCUGAAGGUGCAGAAAUAAUGCCAACAAAUCUCACAAGAGUUUUGCAAGUCAAGGGUUACCAUCUAGACACGACCGACCAUGAGGCAAGGAGGACAGAUUUUUUAUUUAAGUAAAUAAGAGAUGUUAUAUUUCUUAUACAAUAGAGAAUGUCAAAAUAUCAUAUGAGAAAUAAGAUGUAUAGUGUUUACUUAGGACCUGAAUGUCACAAGGGACAUAUAGAAAUUAAUUUGCUUUUAGUGUUUAUAGUUUGUGUAAUAUUUGUGGUUUAAAUCAUCAAAAUCAUGACUUUUCCCGAUGUUUAAAGGUACAAAGAAAUCCAGCAUUUAACCUACAAAGCUGUCAAGGGAGAGGAAAGGUUUCAGUCAUAUAAAAGGGUGCGAAAUAUUUUGUUGUAUCCUGCAUGAGUCCUGGGUGCUCAGUGCAGUGUGGAAGCUACUGUGGAUCCUGGGUUUCUUUGGAUUCUUGGAUUCUUGUGUACCUCAGAUACAGUCAAAGGAUGUAUUAGAUGCUCUUCACCACCAGAUGACGCUGUCAUCUAAAGAUCUAAAAAGGUGUAGGCGAGCAACUUUUAAUGGAGGCAAGCCACCAAACACCGCAUUCAAACUUGUGAAUGUUUGGUUCGAAAUGUUUUGAAGUGAUAGAUUUUUUAAACAACUGUUAAUAUUAAUUAAGUAUUAGUGAACAAACAGAAGAAUCUUCAAAAAAAAAUAUUAUUAUGUAAAACUCUUGUGUAAAAUACUCUUUGUAGCACAUUACACUGGAACAUUUUGUCCUCUUUUUCUGUCUCUGCAUUUUAAUGCAUAAUCAGUUAAUUAUAUAUAGGCUAUAUACAUCUAGACACACAUGUAUAAAAUCAUUUUAUUAUUUUUUAAAGCAAUAUAUACCCCUUAGGAUGAUAUAAUCACUGGCCAAUGGUACAUGGUAAAUUCAACAGGUUGCAUUUUCAUUCAACUUAGAAGGACAUUUUGAUCACAUGUCAUUACCUUCUUAUCAACUGUAGGCUACAUGCCUCACUGGGUUCCUCGGUCAAUGGCCUAUCUUUCAAUUUUCAUGUAACAUUGUAAUUAUCACCUUCACAUGUGGAACAAAAAACUGAGAAGACUGCUCUAGCAUAAAGUCUGGAGGAGAAACUGGCCUGUCAAUCAGCAUAUGCUUUGUGAUGUGCAUUCACCCCAUGCAGGUAGAGGCCAGCGAAGCAGGAUACUUAUUUCACUGCGUGAUGCACACUGUCUCUGUUUUUCACAAUACCACAGCAGGGAUUUGCCAGCACUGGUGGAUGCAGGCAGUAGGAGUGCAUUCUGGUUAGCCAGACAAAGUUAGGGUCAAUAGUGUCAACUAAUUUCAACUAAUCCAGUUGUAGUUCUGUUUGAAAAGUAAAUGUUUGCAACAAAGCUUUCUUAUAUUCUUACAAUACACAACUUCAAUCACAUUUGGUUUCAGAAUGUGCUGACUACUGAGAACUGUA